This is a messenger RNA of Scutellospora calospora, 252 nucleotides long. The record is from the annotation of a GenBank genome assembly. Lineage: Eukaryota; Fungi; Glomeromycota; Glomeromycetes; Diversisporales; Gigasporaceae.
AUGACCAAAUCUCAGUCAUUACUUACACCUGAGAUCGAAAAACAACUUAGUUACCCAAAGUACUGGGAAAGAGAUUCCACAUUAUGGGGAAGCAUAGCGGAUUGGGAUCUCUAUUUUAUCAAUGAAAUGCCCGGUUCGUCAUGCGAUGUAUCACAUAAAACACUAGCGAGUGAACUCGAAACACUUCUUAAUCACUUUUCUGAAAAUAGUCGUGAAUGGUGCAAGGCAAAAACGAUCAAGAAACAACUGAAG